AUGUCUUCCCCAUGGUCGCGUUUCCCUCUCACCUGGCUCAUCACAGGGGCUUCGUCGGGCUUCGGGCUUGAGCUUACGCGACUUGCCCUUUCAAACGGGCACAAAGUCAUUGCGACAUCGAGAAAUCCGGCCCGCAACUCAGACCUGGUUUCCGAGAUCAAAGCACAAGGUGGCGACUGGCGUACUUUGGACGUUGACGACCCGGACUGCGGGUCCCUCAUCAAGCGCAUUGAAGAUGAGGGCACAGAAAUUGACAUUCUCGUCAACAGUGCAGGAUGGUCUAUCCAUGGCCCUGCCGAAAGCUUUUCGGAAGAUGAAGUUCGUCGACAGAUGGAAACUGUCUUCUUUGGACCUUACAGGCUGAUACGGGCUGUCGUGCCGUAUAUGAGGCAGAGGAGGCGUGGUCUGAUCAUCAAUAUCAGCUCCGGUGCCGGGGUAUCAGGUAGGGAAAGUAUGGGCAUUUACGGAGCCAGCAAGGCCGCCAUGGAUGGUCUUGUAAAAAUCCUGGCGCGCGAAAUCAGCCCGUUUAAUAUCCGGACACUCACAGUACAUCUUGGAGGCUUCGACACGAAUUUCUCACAUUCAGUUCAGACUUCAACGCAACCUUUCCCAGAAGAUUACUCCGGUAGCACAACAGCAAAGGUCUUGGAAUCCAUACAAGGUUCCAACUUCAAAGCAGAUGGAGACCAUCGGAAGGCUACCAAGGUAAUUUAUGAAGUAGCAGUGGGCGAGGGAGUGGGAAAGGACAAGGAGGGCGAGAGGGUUAUCCAUCUGGGGCGGGAUAUGUCUGAGCGCAUGGGCCAGGUCCUUUCGCAGAUGAACAACCAAAUGGCCACAUUUGACGGUAUCGCGAGGGAUGUAUACUUAGAAUAG
Messenger RNA from Ilyonectria robusta, 873 nucleotides. RefSeq lists its product as uncharacterized. Lineage: Eukaryota; Fungi; Ascomycota; Sordariomycetes; Hypocreales; Nectriaceae. Bases 1 to 873 code for a protein of 290 amino acids. The transcript has 2 exons. The record is from RefSeq and is a predicted model, not a curated record. Gene Ontology annotation, molecular function: oxidoreductase activity.